Molecule: messenger RNA, 2931 nt
Organism: Hansenula anomala
Lineage: Eukaryota; Fungi; Ascomycota; Saccharomycetes; Phaffomycetales; Wickerhamomycetaceae
Gene: PRP24
Product: U6 snRNP complex subunit PRP24
Exons: 1
Coding region: 1-2931 (976 amino acids)
Cellular component (GO): cytosol
Molecular function (GO): protein binding; mRNA binding
Source: RefSeq, a predicted model, not a curated record
AUGGCUUCUGCUUCCGAUGUCGAUCAGGUGAAGGUUUUUGAGAAGAUCGAGUUAUUAGCUGGUGAAUGCGGACCACGACAAUUCAAUAAGGAGAAACACAUUGAACUAAUACAACUAUUACGAUCAGUGAAAGAUGACAUGUCCACGGAAUUACAGAGAGCUAGAGAACAAUAUCAACUGCUAUUCGCUUUAACCUCUACUGAUCUGAUGGAAUGGUUUAACGACUUGAUGGAUCUCGAAGAUGAUUUUGAGAAAUGGGACUCUUUAAAACGAUUUUUUGAGUUGAAUGUUGAUGAUAACAAAACAAGCUGGUUUUACUCAAUGUAUCUUCAAUUUAUUACACAGGCAUAUACAACGCCAACAAAGGAUGAGAACGGAAACCAACUUUAUACAUUGGACAUGGUGAACCUUAUAUUUGAUGAGGCUCUUCAAAACACCAAGUAUGAUUUUCAAAACAGCCACCUUGUUUGGAAUAAAUUUUAUAACUUUUAUCAGGACCUCAACUUGAUGGGAUUUAAUAUCAUGAAAAAUCACUUUUUAGAAAUACUAAGAAUUCCUCACAAGAAUUUAGAUGAGACUUUUUCAAGUUACUCCUCCUUUAUAACAAAAUAUGCUAAUGAUCAUUAUCAACAAGAAAUGAAACAGGCAACUCAGAUUCACUCUCAAACUCAGAAACUCCAGUGGGACAUAGAAUCUUGGGAACUAAAAAAAACAUCAUAUUCUGAGCCUCAUCAAUAUUGGAUCGAUUACAUGAACUUUCUUGCUUCCAAACCAAAGAAACACAGAAAGAUAGAGCAAGUGAAUGCUGUAUUUGAACGAGCAAUUGGUGAAUCUCAAGACGCUUUAUUCAUAUCUGUUUGGCUCAGAUACACUCAUAUAUUAUACGACUUUCAAGUCUCUGAUGACAUUAUACAUACAACUACUAAAAGGUUCAUAAAGCAUUUUCCAAGCUCUUGUUUCCCAUAUGCUGAGUUCUUCAAAAACGUUUCAAAUCUUCCCGAGCUAAAGGAGUCUAUCGAUCAGUAUUAUGAAAUAAUGGUUAGGGUUGACGCACUUCAUUUAAUGGAAUCAAUUGAGUAUGAUGAGUGGAAAGUUUUGGCCUCUUCUGUUCUAAUAUGUGAAUACAACUUUAUAAAGAAAGGUGAUGAUGGUAUCACGCAAUCACUUUUGGUUGACUUGGAUGUUUUUUUUGACCGAGCUGUUGAUGGUUGCAAAGAUGUUUACCACUCCGUUGAAAGGUUGUGUGUUUUGAUUCAAGAGUCAUUGGAUCAAAUAGAGGCUGCCAGGAAUUAUCUCAGGAGGAUCACAGAUAAAUUUGGUUCAGAAGCUGAAAACUGGUUGAUUAGCCAUAAUUUCGAGAAGAAGCAUGGCACCUAUGAAACUGCUUCAAAAGUUUUAUAUGCUGCAGUAACAAGAUCUGAAACCCUUGAUUGGCCAGAGCGUAUUUUUGAAGAAGCUUUGAUAUAUGAACAAGUUUACGGUACAAUUAAAUCUUACAGACAACUUCAGGCUAGAAUUGACAAAAAAUCAUCGGACAUAAGCGCCCUAAGACAACAGGCUCUUGAGGAUCAGAGUUCUGAAGUAGUUGAAGAUGUGAUUAAAGUCGAAGAACCUGAAAAGCGCAAAGCAGAAGAAGACUUGGAGGAAAAUGUGACAGAUGACCAUAAAAAAAGAAAGACAGAAAUUCAUAGAGAUCGUGAACAUUUAACAGUUUCAAUCAAAGGUCUUCCCUUGGACACAACUGAACAACAAAUUAUCAAGUUUUUCAAAGAUUGUGGUGAAGUCAAAAGUCAUCACCUUGUGGAAACAGAUAAUCAAUUACAUGCGAAAGUUGAAUUUGCUGAUGAGCAAUCCGUUCUGAGGGCUUUAACAAAAGAUCAUAAAAGAUUUCAUGGCUCUCAAAUUAGGGUCCAGAAAGCUUUCCAAACUACAGUCUGGGUUACAAACUAUCCACCAUCAUAUACUUCUGAAUCAAUCAAAUCAUUGUUCUCCACUAUUGGACAAGUUGCAAGUGUUCGACUUCCAUCUUUGAAGUUUAACACACAGCGUCGUUUUUGUUAUGUUGAAUUUCUUGAGUCAAAAGAUGCCAUUAAAUCUGUUGAAGAAUUAAACAAGAAAGAUCUAGAAGGUUAUGAGAUAGUUGUUAAGAUAUCAGACCCUGAAUCCAAGACCUCACGAACUGGAGCAGUUGAAGAGAAAAGAGAAGUUUAUGUUCGAAAAUUAGAUUUUUUUAAGGUUACAUCAGAAAAAGUUAAGCAGCUUUUUCUAAAGUAUGGUACUGUUGAAAGAGUAAAUCUUCCAUUGAGUAAAAUAAAUGAACAACAAGGUAAGAAACAUGAUGGGUAUGGAUUUGUUACGUUUAGUACGUCGGAAGAAGCACAGGCUGCACUUGAGUUGAAUUUGGUAACUUUGGAAGGACGUGUAAUUGAAGUUUCUAUUUCCCAAAAAAAGUCUGAGAGGGUCCAAAGAAAGGAGAAUAAUGCUUUCAAAGACUACCAAUCGGCUGAUAAUGUGAUUGCUUUAUUGAAUGUCCCAGACACUAUCAAUUCCUCCCGAAUCAAGGAUAUUUGUUCUGAAGCUGGGCAUGUGGAAAAUGUCCUUCUUGAACCUGAGCAUAAUGGUGCCAUUGUUGAGUUUAAAGACGCAAGUGAUGCUGGUAAAGCUUCGUUGAGAUUAGAUGGUAAAACGAUUGGUGACUAUACUUUUCAAGUAGGUUCUGUUAAGGAUUUGAGGAAUGGCAACAUCAAGGAAAGCUCUGCAAAAUCUACUUUACCAAUGGUUCCUUCAUCUCUUAGAAGAAAACAAGCAUUUUCAAAAUCCAACAUUGUCAAGGCAAAAACAAGCCCCGACUCUAGUGGAAAUGGAGAAGAGAAAAAAAUUACAGGCCGCUCUAAUGAUGACUUUAGAGCGUUGUUGUUUGGGAAGAAAUGA